GGGCUUUGCAAAUGAGUAAGUGGUCGCGAUCCUUCCACGCGCCACGCAUCACUCCACGCCGUCUACCAGGAUCUCCCGAUUCUGACCCAGCUGACUCCUUUCAAUAGAACAGACAGCUCCGAAAAAAUUAACUGGAUUUCAUUCUGAAUUUAUCUAAAAAAAAAAUAGAAAAGGGAAAAGGGAAAAGAAAAGGAAAAAGAAAAGCAUGUGUCCUUGAUCACCAGACGUUACUCAACUCCUGGCCAUUGACUUUGAUAUCAUCACGCCAUAUAAUACGCGACCUGGAAGUAUGGCAACUAUUGUGGUGCAGCAGCAGACCUUGCGCCAUGCUACUCCUCCUCCUGGUGCUGUUUCUGCAGCAUUGAGCUUGAAUAGAACCUCCUCUCCUAUUCCGAACAAACACUUGCCGAUAUGCCCGACCGGCCCCUCUCCCAUCCCGUCUCGCACCUCUUCGCCAAUUCUCAAGGAGGAUCUCAGUGUCCUCGCAUCGUCACCCUUAUACCCACCAGAUGCAUUUCCCAAGUUAUCGGAAUCGCCGCCCUUGUACUCGAUAGAAAUCGAAACACUGGCUGCUGCGAUUGAACACUGUGCCUCACACCCUCUGCCGGACCCCACUCUAAUGUUUCCUUGGCUCCAUGGUUUACAUCCCGAAAAUAUUCUUCAAGUGGGAUUCUUCACCAAUCGACGGCGUUCCCUCCGGCGUACUCCUAAAUGCUGGAGGGGCCUGACUGUCGUUAAGGUCGGAGGCAACCUGACCACGGCUCGGCUAAAAGGAGCUGUGUCUCCUGAAGAGAUUCUUGGGCCAUCGGGCUUGGAGUUCCUGGCCGUAGAUCCUCGAGAAGGGUUCUCUGUGCGCAAUUUUCAAAUCCAGACUGCCAAAUUAGCCCCAUUGUCGGAUAUUGUGGUUUACGGAGAGGAUGGCGUUACUGCGAAGCAGCUCUUGGAUGUUGCGACUAGGAUCACAGCUGCGCAACAUCACUGGAGAGUGAAACAUGAUGCGGACCAAACAAUGCCAUCCUAUGGUACAUUUAUCGUCUCCAGUCCCUUCUCCGACAUCGAACGGAGAGCCCCUCACUUGGUAGCUAUAAAUUCUAGCGGCCAUCUUACCGGCCAUACGGUAGAUUUCUUCCAAUGGGAACGGCUAGAAAUGUGUGAGAUGUCUCGGGCGUCGGAAAUCUCCAACAACGUUUGGCAAGGGCCUACACCUGAUUAUUUACUACGAGCGGGGGCGUGUGAUUCUCCUUCAGUGGAAUCCUUUGACCUGAUGAUUGAAGCGAACGACCUUGCGGGCAUCCCGGGUCCUCGUCUUUUGGCCAACCUUAACAAGCAACUUGAAAACGGGCCACAACGGCUGGAGUUCCCUUCCUCCGGCUCCGUUUUACUCCCAUCGGGCGACAACAGGGAAAUUGACGACUUGGUAAACACCGUUCGAUGGAUGUACUAUCUAGCAAACUCGGAAGGGCCAGAACCGGCAAAGGAUGCUGAUGGGGAUGUCUCGAUGGGCCUAGUCUCUAAAAAGCCACGCAAGAUUCUCAUCCAUUGCCCGGACGGGUAUACCGAAAGCUCUUUGUUGGUUAUCGCCUACACAAUGUUUGCUGAGGGCAUCCCUGCCCACGAAGCUUGGCUAAGGCUUCACCGGGACAAGAAACGCAACUUCUUCGCCUACCCAUCCGAUGUCUCAUUUCUACGAAGCGUACAAGAAAGACUUCUCCGAGAGAGCCCUUCGAGCCCGAAAAAGACCCGGGUUUCUGAUCCCCAGUGGUUCAAGUACUGUGACGGUUCACUCCCGAGCCGCAUUCUUCCGUAUAUGUAUCUGGGGAAUCUUUCUCACGCCAAUAAUCCGGAUAUGCUAUGGGAGCUUGGCAUUAGGCGGGUCCUGAGCAUCGGGGAGGCAGUCUCCUGGAGUGAUGUGGAUAUCGAGAAAAUGGGACCGCAAAACCUCAUGCACAUUUCUCGGGUCCAGGACAACGGUAUAGAUCCGUUGACCCAGGAAUUUGACCGUUGUUUGGAGUUUAUCCGCAAAGGAAAAGCCGAUGGGAUGGCUACUUUAGUCCAUUGCCGCGUAGGGGUUUCCCGUUCCGCAACUAUAUGCAUCGCGGAGGUGAUGUCAUCUCUAAACCUAUCUUUCCCAAGGGCAUAUUGCUUCGUGCGGGCCAGAAGACUCAAUGUUAUCAUUCAGCCUCAUCUGCGGUUUGUUUAUGAGUUGUUGAAGUGGGAAGAGCUUCAAAUGAAGAAGAACAGCAGACGCUUGAAGAGAGAACUCGAAUGGUCGACGGUGGCUCGCGAAAUCGCCCUGAUGAACAAGCCAUAUUCGAGAUAGCCAACUG
Molecule: messenger RNA, 2327 nt
Organism: Aspergillus ochraceoroseus IBT 24754
Lineage: Eukaryota; Fungi; Ascomycota; Eurotiomycetes; Eurotiales; Aspergillaceae
Gene: pps1
Product: tyrosine/serine/threonine protein phosphatase PPS1
Exons: 6
Coding region: 290-2320 (676 amino acids)
Biological process (GO): nuclear DNA replication; protein dephosphorylation
Molecular function (GO): protein tyrosine/serine/threonine phosphatase activity
Source: RefSeq, a predicted model, not a curated record